AGCUACCUCACCAGCUGCUUCCAGGCUCCCUCCCCCAGCCAUUUAUAACAUGAGGCUAGCUCCUCGUGCCCAGAUGACAGGCUCCUUCCCAACAAACAAGAGGUGUGAGGUUGACUCCCAACACACAGGCUUCCUCCCAGCCAGACUCAGAGUGUGAGCCUGACUCACAGCAUACAGGCUGCAGGCUCCCUCCUUCGCACAGCUUGGAACCAGAAGCUGUUACAUCCUCCGGAAAAAAUGGCAAUGGUGUCCAAUAACACAGAUCUAAGCAUAAUCCUUUCCAAACUGGUAAAAGAGUACAUAGACCAAACAAGCAGUUCUAGGCCACCACCUAUGGCACCAAGUCACCAUCAGGAAGUGGUGUAUAUUCUGUUAUUGCUUGGAAUCUUUGGCUUCUUCACCUUAGGAGUAAUGCUUAGCUACAUCCGUUCUAAAAAGCUUGAACAUUCAAAUGACCCCUACAAUGUGUACAUUGCCACCGACAUUUGGCGUAAGAAGGACAAGGCUGACCUGCACGCCAGGGUGGCGGAAAACUACAGAUUGUGCUGUGUGUUUGAAAACCCUCUUGCUGUAGAGCAACCUACCAGUCAUAUUCCUGAAGUGAAGCCUUCAUAACUAAUGGCCAGUUAAUGGGACUAGUGUUGUGCUGGAUCUUCCAUGAGUGUGAAGGAAAGCUCUUAGAUUGCAUUCAUGAAUAGCAAAAUGACAGAAAAACACCAGUCUUUCAGAAGAGCAGCCAA
This is a messenger RNA of Heteronotia binoei (common prickly gecko), 740 nucleotides long. It is a transcript of the gene KCNE1, whose product is annotated as potassium voltage-gated channel subfamily E regulatory subunit 1. The record is from RefSeq and is a predicted model, not a curated record. The transcript is spliced from 2 exons. Gene Ontology annotation, cellular component: membrane. Bases 238 to 615 code for a protein of 125 amino acids. Gene Ontology annotation, biological process: potassium ion export across plasma membrane; ventricular cardiac muscle cell action potential; membrane repolarization during action potential. NCBI's taxonomy places the organism in Eukaryota, Metazoa, Chordata, Lepidosauria, Squamata, Gekkonidae. Gene Ontology annotation, molecular function: potassium channel regulator activity; voltage-gated potassium channel activity involved in ventricular cardiac muscle cell action potential repolarization; delayed rectifier potassium channel activity.